UGUUUACCAUUCGACCUUCCUCUCCCGCGCAUGAGCAAAGAUGAUGAAGAGACAAUGAAAAUGGCUGACAUGGAGACGUUUGUGUUUGACAGUAGCAGAGAACAUGGGGGAGAGGAACUGGAGAGUUCAGAGAGGAGUGGGAAUGAGGAUAAUGGUGAUUGCACAGGAGAGGAGUUGACAGGAGAUGGAAAAGACGAACUCACGAAGCAUGACGCUAAACACAAGAGAAAGAAACACAAACACCGCAGCAAACACCGGAAACACAAGCACCCGUCUCCAGAAGACAAGGACCGCAGACACAAGCACAGGCACAAACAUAAGAAGCGCAAACGCAAAGAUUCAGCUAAAGGGGAUGAUGCUGUGGAUAAUUUCCUAGAGGGAGAGGAUGAUCUCUCCCCCUCCUCACUGAAGAGACCCAGGCUGGAUGACCUGGCUGUUUUGGAGGACCUGGAGAAGCAAAGGGCCAUGAUUCAGGCUGAGCUGGACAACGAACUGAUGGAGGGCCGGGUGCACUCCGGCAUGGGCCUCAUCCUGCAGGGUUACAACUCGGGCUCAGAGGAAGACGGCGGUGAGUUCCAGGAGAGGGUACGCAACGGAGAGCAGCCGAGGGGACAAGGCGGUGCACACUCAGGCAGGGAGGCCGGGAGAAGCCGAUGGGACUUUACAGAAGAGGCAGCUUUUGGCUCCAGACGUCGCAGCCGAAGCAGGUCCAAGGAGCGUGAGGUAAAGCAGCACAAGGACGAGAGGAGAAAGAGCAGGAGUGAAGCGGAGUCGGACACCAGGCAUCAGGAGAAAGCUCCCCGCAGGCGGUCUCCAGAAAGGAGCUCCAGAAGUGCGGACCAGUCCAAAGAGAGAAGAACGUCUGUAGAGAAAGUCGGCCAGCACUCUCAGUCACCCGAGGCCCCGCUGAUGGGCAGCAUAGUGAAAAGAGCCCCCUCACCCUCCACGAUGGCGCCACCAGGAGAACAGAAACCCACACGGUCCAAAUCAGACGAGAGGAGGAGCCGGUCCAGGGAGAGGCGCUCUCGCUCCAGAGAGUGGAGGACCAAGAUGCCAGAGGCUGAGAAGGAGAAGGACAAAGACAAGAGGCCAGGCAAGUCCCCUACCAAAGAGACAUCAUCAGGGAAAGAGAACCGAUCGCCCAGCCGCAAGCGGGGACCCAGCCCCCAGCAGCACAGCGCCUCCCCCAGGCGAAGGGAGCACCACUCCCCUCAGCGUGCCGACAGGAGGUCCGCCCCAGGCUCCUCCACAUCCCGCUACAGAUCUCCAGGCAGAAGGGGGCACUCACGGUCUCAGGAGAGGAGGAGAAGGGAGGGAGAUCGUCCAAGGCCUUCACCUGUCAGAACACGUCCACGGGAAGAAUUGUCAGCUAGAGGCCGAGAGGGGACAAGGGAGAUGAGCCCCACAUCAGGUGGUAGACGAAGACCCAGUCGGUCACCCCAGAGACGCAGAUCACGCUCUCCCAGGAGACGAAUCAGCAGGUCACCUCUUAGACGCAGGUCUAUGGACAGGGACAGACUGGGUCGGAGACUGCGUCGGCGCUCUGGUUCACGAGAGGGGCGCCCAGGGAGACGGAGCCGGGACCGAGAGGACAAGUUUAAGGGCAGCUUGUCCGAAGGCAUGAAGGCAGAGCAGGACGAUUCUGAUGAUGAAGUGCUGGUGGAUUUUGAGGUGGACGAAGAGGAUGAGGAGGCUCUCAUUGAGCAGAGAAGACUUCAGCGUUUGGCCAUUGUGCAGAAGUACAAGGGGGGGAAUGAGGACAGCAACAUGUCGGCCCCCUCGGAGCCCAGCAGCCCCCAGAGCACCCCCCGCAGCCGCUCCCCCUCCCCCGACGACAUCCUGGAGCGCGUGGCCGCCGACGUCAAGGAGUACGAGCGCGAGAACCUGGAUACCUUCGAGGCCAAUGUCAUGGCCAAGCAGAAUUUGCUAGCCCAAGAGAAAGAAGGAUCCGGUGCGAGAAAGCCAUCAGCGCCGGAUAUGUUUACGGAGUCCGAUGACAUGUUUGCAGCCUACUUUGAUAGUGCAAGGCUACGAGCAGCUGGCAUUGGGAAAGACUUCAAAGAGAACCCCAACCUCAAGGACAACUGGACGGAUGCAGAGGGUUACUACCGAGUAAAUAUUGGGGAGAUGUUGGACAAGAGGUACAGUGUGUAUGGAUACACAGGACAAGGUGUGUUCAGCAACGUGAUCCGUGCCAGAGACAUGGCCAGAGCCAACCAGGAGGUGGCCGUGAAGAUCAUCCGUAACAAUGAGCUCAUGCAGAAAACGGGCCUUAAAGAGCUGGAAUUCCUAAAGAAGCUGAAUGAUGCUGACCCUGACGACAAGUUCCACUGUCUCCGGCUCUUCAGGCACUUCUACCACAAGCAGCACCUGUGCCUAGUGUUCGAGCCGCUCAGUAUGAACCUCCGUGAGGUGCUGAAAAAGUAUGGCAAAGAUGUGGGGCUGCAUAUCAAGGCUGUGCGGUCCUACAGCCAGCAGCUCUUCCUGGCCCUCAAACUGCUCAAGCGCUGCAACAUCCUCCAUGCUGACAUCAAGCCAGACAACAUUCUGGUGAACGAGUCCAAGACCAUCCUCAAACUGUGUGACUUCGGAUCAGCCUCACAUGUGGCCGACAACGACAUCACUCCAUACCUGGUCAGCCGUUUCUACCGGGCACCAGAAAUCAUCAUUGGGAAGCCGUAUGAUUAUGGACUCGACAUGUGGUCAGUGGGAUGCACUCUCUACGAGUUGUACACAGGGAAAAUCCUCUUUCCUGGGAAAACCAACAACCACAUGAUUAAGCUUGCAAUGGACCUAAAGGGCAAGAUGCCUAACAAGAUGAUUAGAAAAGGCUUGUUCAAGGACCAGCACUUUGAUCAAAAUUUAAACUUCCUUUACAUAGAAGUAGAUAAGGUUACUGAGAGAGAGAAGGUCACCAUCAUGAGUACCAUUAACCCCACCAAGGACCUACUGGUCGAUAUGAUUGGCCGCCAGAGACUUCCGGAGGACCAGCGUAAAAAGGUCAUGCAGCUCAGAGACUUAAUGGACCAGAUUAUCAUGCUGGACCCAGCCAAGAGGAUCAGCAUCAACCAGGCCCUGCAGCACCCCUUCAUCCAGGAGAAGAUCUGAGAUCUCACAGCACCCCUCCGGACUCAUGAGGACUCACACUUAAGUACUCCAAAUCCUGCCCAAAACGUGCUGCAAACAGUACAUUUGUAUCCCACAUUCUUGACUUUUUUUUUUUUUUUUUUUUUUUUUUUCUUAGCAACACGCAUUUUUAGGCUUCUCGUUCCUUUGUUUGUGUGCAGUGAUAUAUCAAAUCAGGGGUGUAGAGUAUCUGUUAAGUUUGUUCUUGAAAGGGUUGUUGUAAAAUAUCAAGAAGAACUGCGCUGAAUUCUACUUAAAAAUGAUAUUUCAGAGAAUAACAUGUCUGUUCUACAUGUAAGUCUCAGAUUUGCCUGAUUGUGUAAAAUAAGCUUAGCUUUUUAGCUGUUGUAGCAGACUUCCUCAGAACUGUAAAUAUGUUUCACUAAGCUAUUCAGAUCCUGAGUAGAAGGAAGAAGGGUUUUUUUGGGGGGUAUCAUUUGAAGUCGGCAAUGCUACGACACAAAAUGUCAGUGGGCCUUACAAGGGACUGUGUUUAGGUUUCCAGUUUCAGUUUAGAGCGAAGUACAGCCACCUGUAUAUAGAUGAGGUAUACAGUGUGGUCUUGGUAGUGUGGUUUAAGACCAGCAUAAAUGCUGUGCGUGUCCACGUCUCCCUCAGGUGUGAGAGCGAGAGUGCGCCCACCCCUUCCCCACCUCCAACGGUGUGCAGGCCCUCGUCCGCAUGCCCUCGCUGUAGGUGUGUCUCUGCCCAAUUUGGCAUCUCGGGGGUCCAACUGGUGGCUCACCUGCAGGGGAAGGCCGCCUCUUUUUCAGGCAGGUUGGGUACCACUUUCAGUACACUGAAGGUAAGCAUACUCCGCCCUCCCCUCCCAAAGGCCCCCUCGGUUAGCUUCUCCUGGUGUUCUUAUCACAUGUUAAUAUACGUGUCGUGUGAACAUCCUCUGACUCUAAAUUGAUUUUACUGUUUGGUUGUUUUUUUUUUUUACUGUUUGGUCUGGUUUUUUUUGCGGGGUAUCGCCUGCAUGUUGCAAACUUUAAACAAGAACCUCCAGAGUUUGUAGUUUUGGUGUUUCUUAUCUGUUUUCCUGUUGAUGGUAUGGCCAAUCUAAAUGCAAAAAAAAACAGCAGAACAGAAUUAGAAGAGAACACAUUGAGCGUAUGACGUGUCCAGAGAGAGGUAUUCAGGGUACGGGUGGGAAGGGGGGCUGCAGCACCUUCAGUGUACUGUUGCUUCUGUUCGUGCAGAGCCGUUGUGCAGUGUGCUCUCCCAGUUUCCUGAUUUCACCCUUGAAAUGGCUGAAACUGCACAUUGACAUGUUUAAACUCCAGUUGUGUCGCCUGCACUACCCCCUGUGUUUCUUUCAGUUUGAAUGUGCACUUUCCAAAGGCUGUUUAAAAUGCUUUUCUUGUGUUGUAUCCUCUGUUCUUAUGUGUGUUUGUGAUCAUGUUGUCUUUUGAUACAGGGGUAUUCCUGAUCUGGUCUUUGAAUCUGCUUGUUAUGAGCGGUAAUUGCUUCUUUACUUUAUUUCCUGAAUAAUGUCAAGGCCACCUUUGGAAGUUCUGUAUACAUUUACAGAAAACAAAAUAGCAGCCAGUAUACUAUAAAGUAGUAAAUGUUUAACUAUUUUCUCCUUUUCUUUUUUUUUCUCUCUCCUGCAUGCUGACUUGACAGUUUGAAUUUAUUGUAAAUUCACAGUAAAUGUGAUCUGUUAAAGAACAAAAAAAUAAAAAUGUUUUGUGAAGAGAGUAAUGACUAAGCAAGUAUGAAGACCUCCGGUCUCUCAUUUUGAAACAAGGCCGUCAGUCAGUUUCCGCAGUGAUUCUUCCAUGUCAGGGUUUAUUGAAAAGACUCUGUGUGCAUUGCAGGAAGCAGUAGAGCAUCCAGUUGUGUAUUUCCCGCGACUAACUGUUGUUUGUGAUGUUUUUCCUGCUGUUCCCCCCCCUCCAUCCCCCCUGGUUGCUGAGAGAGAGGCAGAGACCCAGUAUGCCCCCACCAGCCCAGCGGGGCUCUGCCUUGAGCACCCUCCCUCCAGAGCCUGCCUCUGCUUUCACUGAGACGACACCUCCACAAGGCUGCUCACCCAGGUCAUUUCUAAUGGCAUGUGUAGCUGAGUGCCAAAGCCAUGUUAAGAUGUACAUCUGAACAAGGGGGUGGGACGGAUUAUAAGCUACAUUUACUGUCUGUUCAAGAUGAAAGAUAGCCCUGUAGGGCACUUUCAUGGUUUUCAAUUGCAUAGUUUACAAUUACGAGGGCUUAGAGGUGAUUGUAAAAGGGUAAAAUGUCUGCUGAGCCACAUUUUAGAAGACUAUACUGCAGGAGCAGAGACCUAUGUGAAGUUAUGCUUGGGUAGAUCUUACACGGGUGUGCAUGAAGCAGCAACUUCAUAAUCUAACAAAAGACUGUGGAGAUCCAAGUUUUUAUGUAGGCUAAUGUUCUGAAAUUGCUUCACAAAAGCUGUGAUUUGUAUAACUGCUUGUCAUAAGCAGCUACUAAAUCUAUGACCUUGUAUCUGUCUGUAGAACCGUGUGAUUGGGUUAAUCUAGUGCCUCUCAUACUUCUUCACAGCUAGCCAAUACGGGGGAAAUCCUCAUACACAUGAGCUGCGUUUUCAGAUGCUUCAAUCUGUAUUGUCCUUUCAAGUGUGCAUCAAGAUGCUGGUUUACGUAUUCUCUGUUUUAGGUGCAGCCCCUUAGAGAAGUCUCACAAGGAACCUCUACUGGACAAAGGUUUCUGUUCUAGAGAGCGUACUUUUUAAAGUUUAAACAUGGCUGCAGUUUGCUUUUGUCCCCUUAAAGACUAGAACAGCUGUUUUUAAGAAAUAAUACAUUAUAGUGCAUUUGUAGUACACUAUUAUAAUUAAAAUUAUAAAUAUAUAUUUUACAUGUAGUACUGACUUGAGAAAGGUUUACAUGGUGACAUUACCACACUUGAGCUAUUAAUAAUUAAUUGGCAUAUCUAUGCCAAGUGAUCAACAUUGAGGUAAUGCCUUUCUUCUUUGUUACUGAACCAUCUGUACAGAUACAAGUAUGAUCACUCUGGUGACCUUAAAUAUUUGUGUUUUUCAGGGUAAGUCAUCUUCCUCCAUUUCCUUGUUUGGCCAUACAAGACAUCAAGUCCCGAUUUCCCAUCUACCGCCUAGUGAUUGUUCUCUGUGGAGUGUGCUGUUUUAUUCAUCUUUAAGAAUGUUGAUGUCUACUCUUACGUCUAACUCUUUGGUGCAAACAUGAACAUGCAUAGAAACUGUGGAGUACAUCAUGUCUUAAAACUUCAAAAUAAAUUGGAAUGAUUGUAACCUUUA
Messenger RNA from Alosa alosa (allis shad), 6385 nucleotides. It is a transcript of the gene prpf4ba, whose product is annotated as pre-mRNA processing factor 4Ba. Gene Ontology annotation, molecular function: protein serine/threonine kinase activity; ATP binding. The transcript is spliced from 15 exons. The record is from RefSeq and is a predicted model, not a curated record. Gene Ontology annotation, biological process: peptidyl-threonine phosphorylation; mRNA cis splicing, via spliceosome; peptidyl-serine phosphorylation. Bases 31 to 3108 code for a protein of 1025 amino acids. NCBI's taxonomy places the organism in Eukaryota, Metazoa, Chordata, Actinopteri, Clupeiformes, Clupeidae.